Messenger RNA from Staurois parvus, 265 nucleotides. The record is from the annotation of a GenBank genome assembly. Lineage: Eukaryota; Metazoa; Chordata; Amphibia; Anura; Ranidae.
ACGUGUAGGGGCGGACUGACCAUUUGGAAACUCGGGCAAUGCCCAAGGUCCCGGGGUCAGUAGGAGGCCCCAUGAGAUGCCCCUGGUACCUUUUUCAUAGGAUUUUUUGAGUUUGGGAAGGACACAGGGGCCCCAUGAUCCCCUAUUGCCCGGGUGCCCCAUGAGUUAUCAGUCCGCCCCUGGCCACUGCCGCCCAUCAGUACCGCCAGUCAGUACCGUCAGUCAGUGCCGCCUGUCAGUGCCCAUCAGUGCUACAUAUCAGUAC